AUGUUUGAGGCAAAAUUAGCCGUUGGUAUUGCAACUGCAUGUUCUACAGUUGCUAUUUUAGCUGUCAUUACUACUAUUCCUUCACUUUAUAAUGAAAUUUCUGAACUUCAAGAAGUUGUAAAUGAUGGUAUUCAUGCUUUCCGUCUUGAAACUGAUGCUGCUUGGACUGAAUUAAUGGGUAUACAAAUUUCUGUUACACCACCAUCAAAACCAAAAAUAAAUCCAUUUAACAGUAUCUUCCGUCAAAAACGUCAAGACUUUAGUGGUCUUCCAGCAUGGUGUCAAUGUGAACCAACUAAGCCUACUUGCCCUCCAGGACCUCCAGGACCACCAGGUCCACCAGGUGAAAAUGGUACUCCAGGAUCUCCAGGACCAAAAGGAGAAGAUAAUCUUACAACUCAUGCUCCAAUUGUAUGUCCAUCAGUAUCAAAGGAUUGUAUUAAAUGCCCACAAGGACCUCCAGGACCAAAUGGACCUGAUGGAGAACAAGGACCACCAGGACCAGAUGGACAUCCAGGAUCACCAGGUGCUCCAGGUAAUGACGGAAAACCAGGAGCUCCAGGACCACAAGGAGAUGCUGGUGCACCAGGUGCUCCAGGUAAAGAUGGACAACCAGGACCACCAGGAGCUAAUGGAACAAGAGCAAAAGGAAAACCAGGUCCAAAAGGUCCUUCCGGAAAACCAGGAAGUCCAGGUAAAAAAGGAGAAGAUGGUCCACCAGGUGCUCCUGGACAACCAGGAUCAGAAGGUCCAGCAGGAACAUCCGGAAAUCCAGGUACUCCAGGAACUGAUGGAAAACCUGGAGCCCCAGGAGGUCCAGGAAUUCCAGGUACUGAUGCAGCAUAUUGUCCAUGUCCACCACGUAGUGCCGUUUUCCUUACGAAACAUUAA
Messenger RNA from Strongyloides ratti, 891 nucleotides. Its product is annotated as Nematode cuticle collagen, N-terminal domain-containing protein. Gene Ontology annotation, molecular function: structural constituent of cuticle. Lineage: Eukaryota; Metazoa; Nematoda; Chromadorea; Rhabditida; Strongyloididae. The transcript has a single exon. Bases 1 to 891 code for a protein of 296 amino acids. The record is from RefSeq and is a predicted model, not a curated record.